AAUAAAACGUUCAACAUUUUCUGUAAUGUGAAAGUCACCAUAACAACUCAAUCUAACAUAAAGUUUUUAAUAAAUCGAUAAAUAUUCAGUCGUUGCGCCAGAGUGUACAGUACUCUUGUUUGGUGUUAAUUACUACAUCAUCCAGACGGAAAGCAAUUUCUAAUUUCUCUGCGAAAACCAACAACAAAAUCGUUUAUCGUUGACAAUGAGUGACGCGAACAUUGUCCAACCAGAAGAGGUGGACUUUUUCGUGCAAAGAGUUCGCUCAUUCGAUGUCAAAGACAUUGGAUCGAAAUCGUGGUUGGAUUCGCACGAAAUUCUAUUGAAACUACAACAACAAGCUCAUCUGGAGGCAUCAACAUGUCGCGAAGAAUUGAUCAAAGAACUGUUGAUAGUCAAUGCAAAACUUGAAAUUCUCGUUCAUGAGGCGUAUUGUGUGUUGGUGUGGCGAUUGCAUAUUUUACCGAAACUCUUGGCAUUGGAUGCCGACCCGAAGGCAACAUUUUUAAUUUACACCGUUCUGUUCCACGAAGCAACGGCCGUUUCAUUGCUGGAAAUUGUUUUAUUCCAUCCGAAUGGGUGUGAGGCAUUAGGUGAAGCGUCUAUCGAUUUGAUCGACUAUUGUGUUCAAGCGGUAACUCAAUUGAUUGGCUUGGUUACCAUUGGACAUUUUCGAGAUGAAUUAAAAAUUCAAAGUGAAAACGCAACCCGUGAUGAUUUGGAGAGGCAGCAGAGAGAUCUGCAGUAUAAGAUUGGCAUCAGAUGCAUAUCGAUUCUAAGUUUUCUAACCGAUAAAAUUGAUUUGUUGCCAUUGAGUGCGGCUAGCCGACUCGUCAAGACCCACGACACACCAUGCCUUCUAAGCGAGUUAAUUCAUUGCCAACCAUGGAUACGACGAGUGAAUGGCAUCGAGAAAUUUAUUUCGGAUAAAUGGGUGACAGUACGAGGAGAAUCUGUGCUGACGGUGACAAAGAGUGAAGCUCAGACGUGGCUCUGCUUUCGUCAACUGUUGUUCAAUCCGAAUGUUAUGAGGAACUAUGAAAUCAAUGAAUUUCGUCAACGCGAAUUGGCAAAAUGUCAGAACAAGUUAACCGUACAGGUUCUGGACCAAUUACCCCCAUUGGCUGAAUUGAAACAUUUCUUGUGCACGUUAGUGGUGAGUGGAAAUAAGACAAACAACAGCUCAAUGGUGUUAGAAGUUCUGCCCCAAAUUAAGGACAAUUUGAUAUCAAACGCUAAGAAGAUUGGCUAUCGGAAAAUUGUGGAAAGUCACCGAGCGAUUUUCAUCGAUCUUAAUCAGGACACUAUCCUUGAAUUGGCGAAAAAAUUGAACGAGGCAUACAACACCGACUAUCUGGCAAGUUUGGAAUGCAACAACGAAGAGAAAUCGUGCGAGAAUUUGUGCGGUAACUGUGGUAAACAGGCGGAAAAGAAGUGUUCAAAAUGCGAAGCAGUCUACUAUUGUUGUCGCGAGUGUCAAGUGGAAAACUGGUCUGUACACAAAAAUCAGUGUGGAAAUAAAAUUUAAUGUUCGGAAGGAAGUGUUUGUUUGGUCUGGACUGUU
This is a messenger RNA of Bradysia coprophila, 1564 nucleotides long. RefSeq names its product zinc finger MYND-type containing 10. Gene Ontology annotation, cellular component: cytoplasm; centriolar satellite. Gene Ontology annotation, biological process: motile cilium assembly; outer dynein arm assembly; inner dynein arm assembly. NCBI's taxonomy places the organism in Eukaryota, Metazoa, Arthropoda, Insecta, Diptera, Sciaridae. The record is from RefSeq and is a predicted model, not a curated record.